Messenger RNA from Talaromyces stipitatus ATCC 10500, 1459 nucleotides. RefSeq lists its product as uncharacterized. The transcript has 2 exons. Lineage: Eukaryota; Fungi; Ascomycota; Eurotiomycetes; Eurotiales; Trichocomaceae. The record is from RefSeq and is a predicted model, not a curated record. The coding region runs from base 911 to 1459 and encodes 182 amino acids.
GCGCAGAAUUAAAGUCAAUAUCAAUAUUUCCACUAUAAAGAUAUCUUUGAGUAUUAAGCUUAACUGAGUUUGUGCUAGUGCACUGCAAGUUCCGAUAGUUAUGAGCCUGGGGUCCCUGUGAACGAAGCAAGUCGAUAUUUGAAGCUAUUCACAGUGCCAAUCCUCAAUUUGGAACAAAUUUGGAAGCGUGUAUAAAGAGCAUCGACCCCAUCUCCAACAGUUAUAUUCGAUUGUGAUUCGGUUCGAAUUAGUCCCAAAACAGCUACCUCGGAUAUUAGCUAUGGACGUGAAAAAGAACGCGAUAAUCCUGAAGUCAUCGGAUAACUAAAGAAAGUGGAUCGAACAACUUAGAUCAGAGGCCUCAAAGGAAAAUGUGUGGGAAUAUGUCGAUCUAAGUCCAAACCGUAUGAUAUAUAACCCUGCACCAACAAAACCUAUCGAACCUACCUAUCUAGUAUACGAAGCCAAUCAAACAGUGGAGCAAAAGAACUUGAUGCUCACUGAAUUUCAAAUUGCAUGGAGUAUAUACGAACGAAAACUUAAUCGAUACGAGAAGCAUCAAAAAUAUAUGAAGGAAGUGCAAUUGUAUGUUCUUGAUACCGUUGAUAUUGGACAUCAACCUCUGAUACGGAACAUCAGCGACGUUACGGAAAUGGUUCUAAAGCUCAAAGAGAAGUUUGCACUAAAGCUGAAUAGAGAGAAAGCCUUGCUAAUAAGGCGACACUGAGAACUUAUGAAUCCGAAACGAGGAAUGAAACCCAAGGAAUUCUUGAAAAAAUAGCAAGAGCUCAAAGUGGACAUAGACCUUGCUGAUUUCAGUGAGAUUCCAGAUGAAUAGUUAGCUAGAGAUUUUAUCGAGGCAUUGGAAGAUAUUCUACCUAAAUUUCACAAGACGUGGACCAACAAGCUCAUGGAAUUCGACCUUGGCAUUGAAUCAAGUAUUCUACUUAAAGAACCUCAAUUCAACGAAGUAAUCAAUGUAUUUGAUCUUUGGAAUGAGAUGUACUCCAAAACAACCUUACCCUCUCGAAAAGAUAUUGCAAUGGCGACAUUUGGUGACAAAUCCGAUCAACCUAAAAAGAAUCAGCGUAGCGAAACAACGUCAAAGCCUGAGUCUCGAAAGUGCUUAUGUGAGCAAGAUCAUCAUUUCGAAGAUUAUCUAUAUGUGAAUAUAGAAAAACGCAAGGCUCUAAGGUCUGUUAAAGAAGAACUUCAGAAGAAAAAUAAGGACAAAAAGAAAACUGGUUCUUCAACAGACACAAAGAAGAAUAGUGAGAACCAAGAAUCAGCAAAUUUGGUAUAUGAUUCAGACGAGUUUGUGGGAUUGCUCAAUGAUACAAAGCCACCGGUCCUACAGAGUGUGGUUAGCACUAUAUUAUCCGCCUUAGGCAGGAAUGCUGACCUAUGGGAUAAGACCUUAUAUGACACUGGAGCGACAGCCCACAUCACCAAUAAUUGA